Pelecanus crispus (Dalmatian pelican) is the source of this 2148-nucleotide messenger RNA. NCBI's taxonomy places the organism in Eukaryota, Metazoa, Chordata, Aves, Pelecaniformes, Pelecanidae. The record is from RefSeq and is a predicted model, not a curated record.
UUGCAUGACUUGUAAAAUUACUUAUCUGGGGGCCUGCAGUGGUAUUUGACUGGAUAUUGCGGCCCGGUUCUGAAUGAUGUCAGAACAGGAUUUGGCAGAUGUUGUUCAGAUUGCUGUUGAAGACUUGACUCCAGAUAACCCAGUUGUGUUGGAGAAUCAUGAAGUGACAGAUGAUGAUGUAGAGCCUGCUCUGAAACGUCAGCGUAUCGAAAUUAACUGCCAGGAUCCCUCUAUUAAGUCGUUCCUGUAUUCCAUUAAUCAGACAAUAUGCCUGCGGUUGGAUAGCAUUGAGGCAAAGUUGCUGGCACUAGAGGCUACCUGUAAAUCACUGGAAGAGAAGUUGGAUCUUGUCAUGAACAAACAGCAUAGCCCCAUCCAAGUCCCCAUGGUGGCAGGUUCUCCUCUUGGUGCUACACAGACGUGCAAUAAAGUACGAUGUGUUGUCCCUCAGACCACAGUAAUACUGAACAACGACCGGCAGAAUUCAAUUGUAGCCAAGAUGGUUGGGCAGGAAGAGCCAUUGAGCAGAACAGCGGAUUCUCUGGAAAAUAUCCUUAGCAACGCCGUUCCUGGACGUAGGCAGAACACCAUAGUGGUGAAAGUUCCAGGGCAUGACGACAGUCACAAUGAAGAUGGAGAGAGUGGCUCUGAGGCCAGUGACUCAGUUUCCAACAGUGGACAAUUAGGAAGCCAAAGUAUUGGGAACAAUGUCACGCUUAUUACGCUGAACUCUGAAGAGGAUUACCCCAAUGGGACGUGGCUCGGAGAUGAAAAUAACCCUGAGAUGCGGGUCCGUUGCCCCAUCACCCCUGCUGAUAUGCUGCACAUCAGCACAAACUGCCGCACAGCCGAGAAGAUGGCGCUGACAUUGCUUGAUUAUCUCUUCCAUCGGGAAAUUCAGGCCAUCUCCAACCUUUCGGGCCAGGGGAAGCAUGGGAAGAAGCAACUUGAUCCUCUCAUGAUUUAUGGAAUUCGCUGUCACCUAUUUUACAAAUUCGGAAUCACAGAAUCUGACUGGUAUCGAAUCAAGCAAAGCAUAGACUCCAAAUGCCGAACCGCUUGGAGGCGGAAACAGCGAGGGCAGAGUCUUGCUGUGAAAAGCUUUUCAAGGCGAACACCUUCAUCAUCGUCUUACAGUGGUUCAGAGGGUUCGCAGAGUUCAGUUUCAGCUUCUAACGAGAUCCAGCAGAACCAGCCACAGGCACUACACUAUGCACUAGCCAACGCUCAGCAGGUUCAGAUCCACCAAAUAGGAGAAGAUGGACAAGUCCAAGUAGGACAUCUCCACAUAGCCCAGGUUCCUCAAGGCGAGCAAGUCCAAAUCACGCAGGACAGUGAGGGAAACCUGCAGAUACAUCAAGUUCAUGUGGGUCAAGAUGGGCAGGUGUUGCAGGGUGCUCAGCUGAUAGCUGUUGCUUCUGCCGAGCCUGCGUCAGGGGGUGUCGAUGGAUCACCGCUCCAAGGGAGUGAUAUCCAAGUCCAAUAUGUGCAGCUGACACCAGUGACAGACCACUCCGCGACUAAUCAAGGCACUGAUACCCUUCAAUCAGCAAUCCAGCCAGAGAUGCAGAUAGAACACGGAGCAAUUCAAAUUCAGUAAGAGAAGUGCAAAAACUGUGUCAACCGAGAUGUCAGUGAACCGCGGUCAGAAGUUAAGUGCUGUAGUCUUCGUGCAACACGAGGAGAUUGGAAAUGCCUGUUGGACUGACGGUCACACCUCGAACAUCUCCUGCAAAUAGCAGAGUUCUGAUGAUCUGGUUGUCCUCACCUGGAAUAAAUCAGACCCAUUUACUUAAAUCGGAGCUGCAUCGCUACAUCAGUUGAGAAUCUGGCCUUCAGAAAAAAAAUACAUGGCCUGCCCUUAGGUACACUUAAAGAGAAAAAAUUCUGUCAGAAAGUGGGAAAGAAGUCUAAGGAAUCAAAACCAUGAGACUAAAUUAAUGUUUCAUCCUGUUCAUUUCUUCUGUGAAAUACGCCAUUUGAAUGUCUGCAGAUAUCUUAGGAAGUGUAUUGCUGCUUUGCAAUACUUGCUUUACCACAUAUAGAAGAUCAAGAGCUCAAAUAUUUUUCACUGUUUAAACAGCUUUUUUUUAUUUGCUAUGGUGUUUAUAACAAAAAUGGAAAAUAUUUAAAAAAAAGAAAAAUCCC